GUUAUACCAUCAUGGCGCCCUCCGUCACGAAAGCUGAAGCUCCAACGGAACCUAGUGAUAUAGCGUCGCAAGAACAACGAGUGACGCUUCCGUCCUUCACCGCCGAUACCGCAUGGGAGAUCGGCGUUCUUUUACGGGAACGGCUGGUUAAGGCGACGCAGACGCCGGUGGUCAUCUCGAUCGCGACCGCCAACGGCUCGCAUCUGCUCUUCCACUGCGCGACCCACCCGGGCACGGCGCCGGACAACGACCACUGGGUCGCGCGGAAGCGCAACACGGUCCUGCGCUUCGGGUGCAGCACGUGGUACAUGCACAACAAGUUCAAGGGCGACGAGGACGCGUUCGCGCGUAAGUACGGAUUGGGGGAAAGGGCGGGAGAGUACGCGAUCCAUGGCGGCGGGGUGCCGAUCAGGGUAAAGGGCGUGGAGGGUGUCGUCGGGGUGGUCGUCGUGAGCGGUCUCGCGCAGAACGAGGACCAUCAGGUCGUUAUCGAGUGUCUGGACGAUUACCUGUCGGCGUAGGGACACCGUUCAUGAUUGCGCUGCAGUGGAAACUAGGUCUCGAUUUACAUGUGCAUAACAUAUCAAUCCUGCGCGUCCUUUCUACGAACUUGGUCGUCGCGGUUGCCUAUAUGUGCC
Punctularia strigosozonata HHB-11173 SS5 is the source of this 638-nucleotide messenger RNA. Its product is annotated as DUF336 domain-containing protein. The record is from RefSeq and is a predicted model, not a curated record. The transcript has 2 exons. Gene Ontology annotation, biological process: post-translational protein targeting to endoplasmic reticulum membrane. NCBI's taxonomy places the organism in Eukaryota, Fungi, Basidiomycota, Agaricomycetes, Corticiales, Punctulariaceae. Gene Ontology annotation, cellular component: TRC complex. The coding region runs from base 12 to 521 and encodes 169 amino acids.